Messenger RNA from Gastrolobium bilobum, 1602 nucleotides. RefSeq lists its product as uncharacterized. The transcript has 3 exons. The record is from RefSeq and is a predicted model, not a curated record. Bases 1 to 1602 code for a protein of 533 amino acids. Gene Ontology annotation, molecular function: DNA helicase activity. Gene Ontology annotation, biological process: telomere maintenance; DNA repair. Lineage: Eukaryota; Viridiplantae; Streptophyta; Magnoliopsida; Fabales; Fabaceae.
AUGUCUCGCAUCACCUGUGAAUCUUUGCUUGAUAUGCAGAAUCGAUUAGUGGUUGAUGAAUUAAUGUUUGACAGACUUUCUUUGGAAGAAGAGCAUAAAAGACUGAUGAAUUUCCUCACUGAUGAGCAGAGAGUUGUUUAUGACAAAAUCAUUUCAGCAGAUAGAGCAGGUAAAGGAGGGUUAUUUUUCCUAUAUGGAUUUGGUGGUACAAAAAAAACAUUUAUUUGGAAUACUGUUUCGGCAUCUGUUAGAUCAAAAGUUGAUAUCGUACUUAAUGUUACUCCUAGCGGAAUUGCUUCCCUUCUGCUUCCUGGAGGACGAACAACACAUCCUAGAUUUCGUAUUCCUAUUAAAAUCAAUGAAGAUUCAACGUGUAAUAUAAAGUUGAAUUCUACUAUAGCUGAGUUGCUGUCAAAAACAAAGUUAAUCAUUUGGGAUGAAGCACCAAUGGUGCAUAAAUUUUGCUUUGAGGCUCUGGAUAGAACACUUAGAGAUGUUCUUCGAUUUUCUGAUCCAAGGUGUGUUGAUAUGCCGUUUGGUGGAAAAGUUGUUGUUCUAGGAGGUGACUUUCGGCAAAUACUACCUGUCAUUCCUCAUGGCAGCCGACAAGAGAUAGUUCAUACAACCAUCAAUUCUUCUAAUCUAUGGUCCCAUUGUCAUUUAUUAACGUUGGCCAAGAACAUGCGUCUUAAUUCUGGAAGUAGCACUCACAAUUUGAAGGAAAUUAAAGAAUUUUUUGAGUGGCUACUUAAAGAUGGGGAUGGUGAUCUUGGAGAUGAUGUUGACAGAGAAUCUAUUAUAAUAAUUCCAGAUGAAUUGUUGAUCAGAGAAUCGAAAGAUCCGAUUUCGGAUAUGGUUAAUUUUGUUUACCCGAAUCUCUUGGAUAAUAUUUUAGAUCAGACGUUCUUUAAAGAACGUGCUAUUCUAACUCCUAAAUUGUCCGAUGUUGCUAUGUUAAACGAGCACCUAAUGUCUAUGAUUCCUGGUGAAGAAAUGACAUUUUUGAGUUCGGAUAAAAUUCUGAAGCAAGAUGUGACUUCCUCCGUUAAGGAUGAUGAAUUCACACCUAAGAUCUUAAAUACAUUAUCAUGUUCGGGGAUUCCUGAUCAUAAAUUAACCUUGAAGGUUAAAGUUCCAGUAAAGCUAUUAAGAAAUAUUGAUCAGUCGAGAGAUUUAUGCAAUGGCACAAGAUUGCUUAUUACAAAAUUGGGGAAUCAUGUUGUUGAGGUAAUUGUUCUUACAGGAAGCAAUAUAGGAGAACCUGUGUUAAUCCCUAUAAUGACGAUGAGCCUAUCAUGUCAUACAUUUCCUAUAAAUUUCCAAAGAAGACAAUUCCCCUUGAUUGUUUCGUUUGCCAUGACUAUCAAUAAGAGUCAAGGACAAUCACUUUCUCAUGCUUCAAUUUAUCUCCCUAAGCCUGUCUUCACUCAUGGACAAUUAUAUGUGGCACGGUCUAGAGUAAAGAACAAGCAUGGAUUGAAGAUUUUGAUACUUGAUGAAAAUGGUAACAUCGUUGUUUGGUACAGGAUUCGUAUUUCAUCCACAAUAGGUAUAUUGUUCACUGCUAUUUUUGCACAAACAGUGUUUCAUGGUAAUCAAUAG